Molecule: messenger RNA, 1852 nt
Organism: Caenorhabditis angaria
Lineage: Eukaryota; Metazoa; Nematoda; Chromadorea; Rhabditida; Rhabditidae
Source: the annotation of a GenBank genome assembly
AUGUCAUCAACAUCUCCGCCACCGUCUUACAGCCCAAGACGUCCGCCACCACCAUACGAAGAGCAAAAUAGUCGAAACGCCAAAAAAGUGAGUGUUGUGUUGUUUUCAGAAAACAACAAAUCUUAAAACUCUCUGUUUCACCAUGGUGAUUUUGAAACCUUUCAGUAUUUUUUUCCUGCUAGCGUGAGAAAAGAGUGUAGAAUUUCUUCAUUAUUUGACUCCGCCUAUUUUCAGUCGGUUUCAGAUUCUUUUUUCUAAUUUGCGUGUCACAUGAAAUUCAGGUUUUUAUUUAUUCAAGAUAUUUGAGACUUCGUUUUUUUUUUUGAAAGAAAAACUGACAUUUUCAAAAAAUGUUUUCAGGAAACACCCAUGGAAUUUAAUCAAAAGUUUUUUUUUGCAAAAAGAAUAACACACCUCUCAAUUCAAAGUGUAUAAUAUUAAUAAUAAGAAUACCACCACACCCAUUUUUACCUUCUAUUUUUAUAUUCAAAUGUAUGUACAUUUUCAUUUUCAGAUAACAUAACCUAAAAGUUCUUAUUUUGUUUUUUCGCCCGACUUUUCUUCCGUUUUUCAUGAUUGAAAAAGAAAAACAACUAGUAAUCAUAAAAGUGCAAAACCGCCCAGCUAGAAAAUCAUAUAAUAUAGGAAAUAAUUAGUUUUUUUCCCCUAUUUUUUAUUGGUCACCUUUUUUGAGAAAAAAAAAAGAAAGUGAGAAGAAGAUGAAUAAUGUUUGAGAUAUGAUUCAUGUUUCAAAAAUUGAAAUGAUUUUAUUUUUAUUUUUCAUAUAAAAUAGUUCUAUUUUGAUUUUUCUUCUUGAUUCAAACUUGAUUUUUUUUUCAGGAAUGUUCAAUGUCUGAACACAAUUAUAAAGUUUCGCCACCACCAUUUGUACCACUUUCCGGUCCAUCGACAAUUGAUGUUGAUCAAUUACAGGUAAGCAUUUUUUCGGGUGAUUUGAUUUAAUUUUUCAAGUUUUAAUUUUAGGUUGUCCUAACAACAGCGAAUACGCAACCAACAACUGUAGUUAUUGUACAAGAAGCUAAACCUGCACCAACUUUUGCCUCAUAUGAAACAUUUUGCCCCACAUGUCAGGUAAACCUUUUUUCUUUGUGGGUGGCCCUUUAAUAUCUGAAAAUUUUAAUGUUUUUUGUGAAGAUGUUUGGCAAACUAUGAAGUAAGAGACCACCUUAAUUAAUAGUUUGACAGAAAAACCUUUUCGUGUUCAAAAACCAUGGUCGACUCCUUAUUGACCAUGACAAAAAUUUGAAGUUUUCAUAAUCGAAUUAAAAAUGUUCCGUUCUAUUUUCGAAAUGUUUCCUUGUAUCAAUAAUUUGUUAUUUCAUGAGAAAACAACAACUAGAAAAAUAAUAAUCAAUUUCCCCCUUCCCCGAAAAAUGAGAGCAUAUGGAAAAUGUGACUUUUCUCGUGUCGUAUAGCUGAGUUCAGCAACACAUAAUUUUGUGGUGCUGAAAUUUGCAUAUGAUAUGAGAGAAAAAGGAAAGGAAAUAAGUCGAUGUUUGAUUCUGAUCUUGACGUAAUUAGCUGAAAAGGGAAUUUAAUUUUAAGGUUGGCCGAUUCCGAAAUUUGAUACAAUCUGACGUAUUUUUUCAGAAAUCAAAAAUGAUAUCAAAUUAGCUAAUGUUUUUUGAAGAGAAUCCACAUUUUUCAGAAACCGAUCCAUACACUUCCAAAAUAUGUUAACGGUGCUUUAACCUGGAUUGUCUUUAUCCUUGUUCUUAUAUUAUUCUUCCCAUUGGCUUUUGCUCCAUUCUGCUUGGAAUCUUGUAAAGAUGCUCAUCAUUAUUGUGCUCGUUGCAACACUUUAAUUGGAAUUAAGAAACGUAUCUUCUGA